Messenger RNA from Rhizophagus irregularis DAOM 181602=DAOM 197198, 729 nucleotides. RefSeq lists its product as uncharacterized. Lineage: Eukaryota; Fungi; Glomeromycota; Glomeromycetes; Glomerales; Glomeraceae. The record is from RefSeq and is a predicted model, not a curated record.
AUGAUCGGUGAAAUCAAAAUAGGCCCGAUCGAUGAUAGUAGAAAAGAUUAUCUGGAAGAAUAUUAUGCCGAAAAAUCACGUGAUAUUACUUUCUACGACAUACCAGCAUACUGGAGUGAUGAAGAAAUUUUUAAUUCGAUUAAUACAACCGUAGGUCUGAUUGAAUGUAUGAGAACCAAAAUGUGUCACAAAUACAAGACGGUCAAAGCAACACUGCGCCUCACCAAAAAAUAUGAAGAAAUAUACAAAAAGGGCGGUGUGAACGUCAUUUUAAAUAGGAAAAACCGUACAUAUUAUGUUAGAAUGUUUGACUCAAGAUGGUCAUAUGCUGAAAUCAAAAAUACUUUUCAUUGGCAGGUGUGUAAACGCUUAGAAGAGGAUAAUCAACAGGAUGAUUGUGCGGUAAUUAGAUAUUUUGCAAAAACUUAUGGAGCUACCUUUGGAAAAAUUAUUAGAGUUAGCGGUACACGUCACAUUAUUUUAUACUUUAGUACAGAGGACAAAUUGAUGAAAGUGGUAACGGAUUCGAUAAAGAUAUACAAAGUAGGACUAGAAUUAUUGAUCAAAAAAGAAAAUGAUUUUAUAGACGAUACAGGUGAGCUAAAAGAGUUCAAUAAAACAGCGAAAUGGAGAAACACAACAACCUCAAGAUCACAUGGUCUUCGGAUGGAGCGAGAACAAUAUGAAGGAAUGCCUGAAUGUUUUGCUUCGUCAAGUAGAAGACAUUAA